This is a messenger RNA of Leptomonas pyrrhocoris, 1104 nucleotides long. RefSeq lists its product as hypothetical. The transcript has a single exon. The coding region runs from base 91 to 1104 and encodes 337 amino acids. The record is from RefSeq and is a predicted model, not a curated record. NCBI's taxonomy places the organism in Eukaryota, Euglenozoa, Kinetoplastea, Trypanosomatida, Trypanosomatidae.
GAAAAGAAAACAAAGAAUACUAGCAAGCACCACCACAGCGCUACUCCUCCCACAUAAAUCCGGACAAAAAAGCGAAACGAACGGCAGAAAAUGUACAGCGAGGACGCGUCGACGGUGAGCAGCCGCUCGGGUGACUCCGAAGAGCUGCAGCACGUUGCAGCAGAGCAGACCGGGGCGGCCAAAGCGAUGGGUGAGAGUGCCAGCUCGGAUGAGGCGCCAAUCGUGGUGGAGAGCGACGACAGCUACGACGAGGACGCCGACAACGUCUUUCACGGUGCCGUGCAGGCGUCCACCGUGCCCGUGGCGUGUCUCGAGCGCUGCGCCAUCUUCUUCGACGGGGCUCGCUUCGACCCGCGCAGCCAGAUCGGCGACGACAACGAGCGAGUCGUGGAGUGCAGCAUGGCGGUGGUGGAAUACCCCUUUUGUCGGCCGACGUGUGAGGCACCAAAGACGUUGAUUCACACCCCUGCGCUGAGCGUGAAGAAAAUAACGAAGAUUCAGCGCGCCGUGACGGUGCAGCGGUGGGGACAGCUCAUUGCGGCGCAGCACGGUAUUCCCUGCACAGCGGAGGGCGCCAGCACGGGGUAUGAAGAGCUGCAGAGGACCGUGCGGACCUAUGACGAGGUCAUUCAACGGUAUUACCAUAUGGUGAAGGACGGGAGCAGCAAGAACAACGGCAGCGACGGCACAGCGACCAAAGGUACUUCUGAGAUGUCGGUUGCUUUAUCAGAAGCUGAUUUGUACCGUACGUUGCCCGACAUGGUUUGGAACACAGUCGUGGCAGCUGUCAACGCCUGCCGGGCGGAGCGGGCACACGUUGAAGUGGCCUUCCUCACCACCAAGAAGCGCUACGAGGAGGUGUGCAAAUGCCUGCUGUGGCUGCAGACGCACGCGGAGGUAUCGUUUCCUCCCUAUCAAGUCUUCACGGUCGAGGAAGUGCUUGGUGAGGACUGGGAUGCCCUGGUGACGAGGGAGAGGGAAAACUGCAGUUGUGGCUACCACAACUACUUAAUGACGAAUAACUACGGCAACCGCCGGCACUGCUGCGAGGGCACCGUGACGGCCAUGCUGAAAGUCAUGCAGGCAGCGGUGCGUAAUUUAUAG